AUGGGGCCAAACUAUAGUGAAGUUGUCGGUGUGAGAAUUGAUGACAGAGGUGCGGUUGCUGCUGCUCUUGUUGAAGCUGUCCGUGCCAAAGAGGAUGCUGCUGGUGAUGAUGAUAUUACAGGAAAAGUAAUGAUUUUUGCUUUGACUCUUUCAAUUAUGGUACUAAUGGGAUACUGUUUCAGCUGGAGAAAUUUUGAAGUUUUCAUUGCUUCUAGUUUACUGAACAUGGAUAGUGAAAAAAGCUAUAAUGAUAUGACCAAAGAAGAUAAAAAGGCAGCAAAGGAAAGGGCGAAAGCUAAAAAGCAAAAAUCAUUCCUUUUCAUGGAUGCAAAGCUAUUGGAUGAGAGGAGGCAGACAUGA
Dovyalis caffra is the source of this 360-nucleotide messenger RNA. The record is from the annotation of a GenBank genome assembly. Lineage: Eukaryota; Viridiplantae; Streptophyta; Magnoliopsida; Malpighiales; Salicaceae.